AUGCUGUCAGCACAUGCGAGCCAUGCCUUCCGUGCUGCUCUGGGCUGUUGCCUCGCAAGUGCUUUUGCCUUGGUGCCCAAUCUGCAGCGGCUCUUCACACAGGAGGUGCAACCACUUCUCCCAACGGCGGCGAUCAUGUCCUUGUUCUGCGCAGGGAACUCUCUCGAGGAGACCGGCAUCCUGUGCCUGGAGUCCGUCCUGGGAACGUUGAUUGCACUGGCCAACGUGACUGUCAGUCGUAGCCUCGCUCAGGAGUCCCAGACACAGACGCUGUUUAUCUGUGUGGGCUCCGUUGCGCUGGUGAUGGUCGCCUGUCUGCUGCCUGUAUCCGAGAAUGCCAAGAUGUACACAGUCGGCCUCACGGCGUACUUUACGAUGGACUCCUGUCAAUCCGGGAACAGCACCGGCCCGCUCCCCUUGGAGUAUCUUAUGGUCUCCCUGCUCGGGUCGGUGUGCACGCUCUCAGCAUACCUCAUGCCUCUUCCGGGCGUCCAGGAUCCGCGUGCGCGAAAGGGCGCAGGAGCAGCCUUCUCGGACAUCGCCGAGGGCUGUGCCGAGGUCAUCACCGAAGCCAAGUCCGCCUUCCUUGGGACAGGUGCUGGUGAAGCCUGGAGAGCUGUGGCACAGCAACGCCUGAGCAAGCUUUCGGAGAGGCUCAGGGAGGCGCGAUACACGGCCUCGUACCGCAACCCGCUGGUACUUCUCGACCCGGCCGGCCGCUUCGCCAUGGCCAGGAAAAGGCAAGAGGCGGCCUUGUCUGCGGCAGCUGAGACGCUAGAUAUUUGCUGCCUGCUGUGCGAGCUGGCGGCCCGGCCUCAGCUCGCCUACUCGGGGGAUUCGGGCGGCUCUGCUGAAGCGGACCUGGUCCGGAGUGCGGCUGAGCCUGCCAUCACUCGAGUGGUCGACGGGGCGGCAGACUUGCUACAGAACCUGGGCCGCAGCUUCCAGGAAGGCAACGAUGCCAGCGAGAGGAAGCGCAUCCGCCAGGCCGCCCAGGCGGCACUCAGGGACAGCAGUGCAGCAGCCAGGGAAUUGCUGCUGCUGAAGCAG
This is a messenger RNA of Symbiodinium natans, 1050 nucleotides long. The record is from the annotation of a GenBank genome assembly. Lineage: Eukaryota; Dinophyceae; Suessiales; Symbiodiniaceae.